GCGCACGCCGUUCCGCCGCAAUGGAUCCCAACAACCAGGGCUACGGCCAAGCGCAGGGCUACUACAAUGGACAGCAGCAGUACAACAGUGCGCCUCCUCCGAAGCAGUAUCAACAAUACGAACAGGGCCCUCCGCCGCAGCAAUUCCAACAGCAGCAGUAUCAGCAAUACGACAAUGGUGGACCUGGACCGCAGGAGCAGAUGCCCAACCCGCCUUCGUACGGCCAGAACUACAGCUCACCGGAUGGCAAAGCUGGUUUCGAGCAAACGUUCAAAGUCGAGCGUCCCAAGUGGAAUGAUCUCUGGGCCGGCGCAUUGCUGAUUGUCGUCUUUCUGGGAUACGUUGCCAUCAGUGGUUACUGUCUCCAUUCUUACGCCUCGAACAGCAGCCUUAACAAUGGCGGUUUCUCCAAUACCGACAACACAUUCGGCCUCAAUGGAAACACUUUGGUCCUCUUCGCCUUUGUCCUGGUCGCUGCUCUGGUUCUCGGGUACGCCUACGUCGUUAUGGCACGCAUGUUCACCAAGCAAUUCAUCUGGAUCAGCGGUAUCCUCAACAUCUGCAUGACCAUUGCAACGGCCGUCUACCAGUUCUACCGCCAUGCUUACGUCGGAGGUGUACUCUUCGCGCUUCUCGCCGUCUUCACCAUCAUCUGCUUCAUCUCAUGGAUCAAGAGAAUCCCGUUCUCCGUGUUGAUGUUCCAGACUGCCGUGGAUGUGUCGAAGAAGUUCGGUCACGUUUACUUGGUCUCUUUCAUGGGUGGCUUGAUCGCAGCUCUUUUCGCCGCCUGGUUCGCUGCCACGCUGGUAGCCGUCUACAUCCGAUUCCAGCCUUCCAACAACAAUCCUGCGUGUGCUGCUGGAGGUUCUGGAGGAGACUGCAGCAAGGCCACUGUCAUUGGACUGGUCGUGUAUAUCACUUUCGCUGGAUACUGGAUCACCGAGUGGCUCAAGAACACCAUCCACGUUACCAUCUCUGGAGUGUAUGGCGCAUGGUACUUCAACCCAAAUAAUCCGGCGAAGGGCGCCACUCGCGGUGCUGCGAAGCGGGCGUUGACAUACUCAUUUGGCUCAAUCGCAUUUGGUAGCUUGAUCGUUGCCAUUCUCGACUUUCUUCGAUUCGCCUGCUCCAUCGCCCGUGGAAAUGGAGGGACCGGUAACCCAGUCGCUGACUGUGCAUUCUGCAUUCUGCAGUGCAUUCUUGGUUUGAUCCAGUGGGCGAUUGAGUUCGUCAACCGAUACGCCUUCAGCUACAUCGCCCUCUACGGCAAAGCAUACAUCGCCUCUGCCAAGGGCACCUGGAAAAUGAUCAAGGACCGUGGCAUCGAUGCACUCAUCAACGAGUGUCUUGUCGGUCCAGUCCUCUCAAUGGGCUGCUUGUUCGUGGCCGUUUGCUGCGCGCUGGUCGCCUACAUCUACCUGGACGUCACCGACCCAGCAUACAACGAGGGUGGAGCUUUUACCGGAGUCAUCGUCGUUUAUGCCUUCCUCAUCGGUCUUCAAAUUGCCAGCUGCUUCGUUGUGCCGAUCAACAGUGGAAUCGAUACCAUCUUCGUUGGAAUGGGCUGGGACCCUCAGUGCCUGAUGCAGCAGCAUGGAGAUUUGUACCAGAGAAUGGUGCAGGUGUACCCUCAUGUAAGUCGGGCGAUGCGGUGUGGUGAUCCAAAUGGCGUGCUGACUGUCUCACAGGUACAACAAGCAAUCCACGCAUGA
Molecule: messenger RNA, 1712 nt
Organism: Zymoseptoria tritici IPO323
Lineage: Eukaryota; Fungi; Ascomycota; Dothideomycetes; Mycosphaerellales; Mycosphaerellaceae
Exons: 3
Coding region: 21-1712 (563 amino acids)
Biological process (GO): transmembrane transport
Cellular component (GO): plasma membrane
Molecular function (GO): transmembrane transporter activity
Source: RefSeq, a predicted model, not a curated record